UUCUUUUCAUGUUAACGUCUACAUUCUAUACUUGAAUGCAAGACUGAGGAUAAGGUAAUUUCUCUUACGGCAGUCCCACAUCCAAGUUCCUCAUCCAACUUAUACUACAGCUUACACACCUUAUCCAUUAGAAAUGUCUUGUGACUUCAUAAUUCCUCCCUCUUAUCUGCACUCUUCUUCUUCCUCCUUUCUCUGUAAGCAACGGCUAAAGCUUUAUAAUGCGUUUCCUUUCAAGCUCAGACUACCCGUUUCGACAAGGCCUCUGAUUGUUCAAGCCGAGUCCAGAACCAGAGAGGAGGACCGGAUUGCUAGCCAGUCUCGUAUCCCCAACAAGAAUCAAGAUGCUGAACGGAAGGGUCAGGAUCUUCAAACACUUGCCCGGAGGUUCUGGAAAGUUGCUGCUCCCUAUUGGUCCUCAGAUGAUAAAGUUCAAGCUAGGUUGCAGCUGGCUGCAGUCUUUGCCCUUACUUUAGGGACCACUGGUAUCAGUGUUGGUUUCAAUUUCCUUGGUCGUGAUUUCUAUAAUGCCCUUGCCAACAAAGAUCAAGAACAGUUCACCAAGCAACUAUUGUACUACCUUGCUAGUUUCGCUGGUGGUAUUCCGGUUUUUGUGUUGAGAGACUAUGCACGUGAAACACUAGCAUUAAGAUGGAGAUCUUGGAUGACAAGCUAUUACAUGGAGCGCUAUUUGAGGAAUCAGACUUUUUACAAAAUACAAUCACAAUCAAUAAUUGACAACCCUGAUCAGCGAAUUGUUGAUGAUUUGAGUUCCUUUACAGGAACAGCUCUUGCAUUUUCUUUGACACUUUUCAAUGCUGCAGUAGACUUGAUAUCUUUUAGCAAUAUCCUGUAUGGCAUCUAUCCACCGCUUUUUCUCGUGCUUCUUGCAUAUUCUAUUGGUGGAACAGCUAUUAGUGUAUUUCUUGGAAGGGGAUUAGUGACCCUCAACUUCAUGCAAGAGAAAAAAGAAGCAGAUUUCCGCUAUGGGCUAGUGCGCAUUAGGGAGAAUGCCGAAUCAAUUGCAUUUUAUGGUGGUGAGGAAAAUGAGAUGCAACUAUUGCUACAACGUUUCAAAAGUGCUUAUGAAAACCUAACGCAAUUAUUGAUAUCUUCCAGGAAUUUGGAGUUUUUCACAAAUGGUUACCGCUAUCUGAUUCAAAUUCUUCCUGCUGCAGUUGUCGCACCCAUGUAUUUCUCUGGGAAAAUUGAAUUUGGGGUCAUAAAUCAAUCUGUGUCUGCAUUUAACCAUAUUCUUGGGGAUUUCUCCUUGAUUGUUUAUCAAUUUCAGGCUAUUAGUGCAUUUUCAGCCGUCAUUGAUCGACUAGGUGAAUUUGAUGACAUUUUGGAUAGCAGCACCAGAAAAAAUAAUGAGUCCACAGAAGAGAUAAAAUUGAAGUAUUGCUAUCUAAGCAGUUCAACUGACCUGCAUUCAAAUGGAUCCAUUUCAUCCAGAAACUGUGUGAAGGUAUUGGGUAUUGAGCAGUUGACCCUACAGACACCAAUGAGUAAAGAACCUCUUAUAAAUGGCUUGUCAUUGGAGGUUUUUGAAAAAGAUCAUUUGCUGGUUACAGGACCAAGUGGGAGUGGCAAAACUUCAUUAUUGAGAGCUAUAGCUGGUCUUUGGAACUCUGGAAAGGGAACUAUAACAUUCUAUGCCAAACAUAAAAGGGAAUUACCUCUUUCUUCAGAUAUUGUUUCUUGUGAAGUCAUUUCAACAGAUGAGAUAAAUGUGGACAGUACUGUGCAUAGAGAGAAGAAUCGUGGAGGUGUAUUUUUCCUUCCACAAAGGCCAUAUAUGGUUUUGGGAACACUUCGUCAACAGUUGUUAUAUCCAACUUGGACUGAAGAUUCGGAUUUUAUGGAGAAUCUCACCGAACAAACUGAUUCUCCAUCAUUCUUGGUGCGUUCUCCUGGAGCACAGUAUGUGGAUGUAGAUUCUAAAAAGCCCACAACGGAUGAUCUAAUCCAAGUUCUAAAGGAUGUUCGGCUUGGGUAUUUAUUAUCUCGUUUUGAUGGUCUAGAUUCUAUGCAUGAAUGGUCAAGUGUUCUUUCCCUAGGAGAGCAACAACGUCUUGCAUUUGCAAGACUAUUAUUAUCAAAGUCCUACUUGGUUCUACUGGAUGAAUCUACAAGUGCUUUAGAUGAAGCCAAUGAGGAGCAUUUGUAUCAGCUAAUUCAAGCUGCAGGGAUAACAUAUGUAAGCAUUGGCCACCGUUCAACCCUCAAUAAAUACCAUAAGAAGAUGUUGCAAAUAUCGUCGACUGCUGAUCCAACGAGUACAAAGCCAAAUUGGUGCAUUGAUUCCAUUCCAUAGGACAAGAUUCCUUGGUAUAAUAGCUAAGCUGAAGAAUCUUGUUUCUUUCUUGUAAAUAGGACCAAUUUUACAAGUGAUUAAGAAUAUAAUUUGUACAGGGUUCGAGUCAGCAUCUAUCUGGAAAGUAUUACGAAGUACGAGUUUAGAGGCUGAGUGCUACGAUGCUCACUAAUUUUCUUUAAUUUUAUUUUGCAUUAUGUGUAGUGUAAUUUAUUGUACCUGUAAAGACUGUCAUCCCAAGUUCAGACUAUCGUAGCAAAUGAGAUAUCUUUCUUUUUUCUUUUUAGUUUUGAAAGCAGCGCCAACCUAUAGUACCAGCAACUACCGAUAAAGAGUACGUGGUUUGCCGCAUUGUAAUUUGUUGUUGAUUAGGGUCACAAGUGAGAUUUUAUUGAGUGCACACCUUUAAUAA
Molecule: messenger RNA, 2726 nt
Organism: Ipomoea triloba (trilobed morning glory)
Lineage: Eukaryota; Viridiplantae; Streptophyta; Magnoliopsida; Solanales; Convolvulaceae
Product: ABC transporter D family member 2, chloroplastic
Exons: 10
Coding region: 134-2314 (726 amino acids)
Biological process (GO): transmembrane transport
Cellular component (GO): membrane
Molecular function (GO): ATP hydrolysis activity; ABC-type transporter activity; ATP binding
Source: RefSeq, a predicted model, not a curated record